Peronospora farinosa is the source of this 222-nucleotide messenger RNA. Lineage: Eukaryota; Oomycota; Peronosporomycetes; Peronosporales; Peronosporaceae. The record is from the annotation of a GenBank genome assembly.
AUGGUCACAUUCCGCACUAACUUUAAAGAGCACGAGAAAAUGAUGGAAAAGAACACUACGAUCAAAGUACGGACGGACUUGCCGCGUGUGGAUCUCAAGGCAGAAGCAGCACUGGUCAACGCUAAGCGAAAGUUGCCGGUACGACCGCGCUCAAAGGCUCGUCAUGGCAAUUUACUCGGUAAGAAGCAUUCGACCUCGAAGAAGGGCGGAAAGAAGAAAUAG